Parnassius mnemosyne (clouded apollo) is the source of this 426-nucleotide messenger RNA. NCBI's taxonomy places the organism in Eukaryota, Metazoa, Arthropoda, Insecta, Lepidoptera, Papilionidae. The record is from the annotation of a GenBank genome assembly.
AUGGACACAGAAGGGGCCAUUGCCAACCUAAUUAAUACAAGUGUUGAAACUGGCAUUUAUCCCGACGAACUAAAGAUAGGAUGUGUUAGACCAAUAUACAAGAAAGGAAGACGGGAUGAUUUCCUGAACUAUCGACCAAUCACCUUAUUAUCUUCAAUUAACAAAAUUGUAGAAAAGUAUGUGCGUGAACAAAUUGAUAAAUUCUACAAUACACACGAUGUAAUAUAUGAAAAUCAGUUUGGUUUUCAAGCUGGGAAGGGUUCAAAUGAUCUUUUGAUGAAGUUAACAGAUGAAAUUAACGAGUACCUAAAUAACAAAAACCAUGUACUCGUCCUAUUUAUUGACUUUUCACGGGCAUUCGACACUCUUGAUCAUAAAAAAUCAUCACUAAGUUGGACGAUUGUGGAAUACGGGGACCUCUUCUGA